Messenger RNA from Lactuca saligna, 744 nucleotides. Lineage: Eukaryota; Viridiplantae; Streptophyta; Magnoliopsida; Asterales; Asteraceae. The record is from the annotation of a GenBank genome assembly.
AUGGCGGCAUCUCUGUUCACAUACUCCUCAACCUCUCGAAGAGUGGUUCCUGCCCCAAACUCUCCUCCACUUCCAAUUCACAUCAAGGCAACCAAUGUCGUCUUCAACCCUGACAUUCCAGAGGUUCAUCGAGGUCUUGGACUCGAUGAUUUUGUCAAUUUCUUGGCUUCUUGCCGCCUCCGAUAUGCAAUCAGUGAUGUACCGUCCGAGUUCUUCCCUGAACAAGUAUGUGAGUUUUACUAUACUGCAACAGUUAAUGAAGAAAACAAUGCCAUCACCGGAACCAUUGGUCAUGGCAGACACUCUGUCUUCAUCACCGCAGAACUUCUCAGUGCUGCUUUAAGGUUACCAUUUUCGAACCCUUUUCUGAACCUCCAACUAUUGAAAGAUGUAAACGAAUGUUUGAUCAACUGGGCUAUGAUCAUUCAAAGGCUGUGUGUGGGCCACAAGUUUCGCAGUGGUGAUCAAUUGAGCAUUUAUGAGCAACAAGUCUUCUGCUUCCUUCUUCUCAACAAAAGAUUAGAUUAUGGGGCACUAUUCUUUGAUCAGCUUGUUCAGCUUCUUCGUGCAAAUGUGCGUGCUGAUCAUGUUCCCUUUCCACGCUGGAUUGCCCUGGUGUUCGACAAAUUCUUCACUGUUGACUACUUUUCUCACUCUGGGAAUCCAAUCCAAUGCCCUCGAAUGUCCGUUCGUAUGUAUCAGGAUGAUCCUUUGGAUACUGACAUUGGAAUCCUGAUAGGAUGA